Molecule: messenger RNA, 3762 nt
Organism: Hypanus sabinus (Atlantic stingray)
Lineage: Eukaryota; Metazoa; Chordata; Chondrichthyes; Myliobatiformes; Dasyatidae
Product: galectin-3-binding protein-like
Exons: 6
Coding region: 16-1932 (638 amino acids)
Cellular component (GO): membrane
Molecular function (GO): protein binding
Source: RefSeq, a predicted model, not a curated record
UUGUUAUAUAGUUAAAUGUACUUCGGCCGCGAAGAAGAAAGCCAAGGAAACAUUUCUGAUUGGUUAAUUGUGAGGUGCGUCAGCCAAGGCGAAGCGAAGUGGCCUUUGAAACAGAGGCAUUGGGAGUGGCUGUGGUUCGAGGUGCCGUGCGCGAGGAGUAGGUGCUGCUGCCCUCUGUGUUUUGUGCCCAGGAACAAGAUGACUGUCCUUCCUGCUCUGGCUUUAAUGUUCCUUCUGCUGGGAUUGGGUGAAGGGCUGGAGUCCGGAGAGCUGCGUCUGUCCAGCGGCCGACUGCCCAGCGAGGGCCGAGUGGAGGUUUACUACGAUGGAGAGUGGGGCACCGUGUGUGAUGAUGGUUGGGACCUCACUGAUGCUCACGUUGUCUGCCGCAGCCUCGGCUACCUCAAUGCCACGGAGGCUGUUGCCGGAGGCUUCUUCGGAUCAGGGUCAGGCCCAAUCCUGCUGGAUGAUGUGUCCUGUACUGGAACCGAGACGUCUCUUGCUGACUGCAAGACCAAAGGCUGGAAGAUCCACGACUGCCAACACUCAGAGGAUGCUGGCGUUCGAUGUGACCCCCGGCGGCUGGACCAGCUGUUUGGCUACAGACUAGACCUCACUUCAGAGUUCUACAAAUCUUUAGAAGAAUUAUACGAGAGUCACAGGGACUGUGACAUGAACAUCACAGUGAGCAGCCUGGAGGACGGCGGUGAAGAGGCGCGCUUCUGUGUUCACAGACUAAUCCUGUCACUGCACACAGAUGGAAAUCUGCUCAGCCAGAGUCAAGGCAGCUGCUUCAAUUUGUUGGUGUCUCAGGACUGUGUGCAGUAUGUUGAUGACAUCAUCAGGUAUUUUUACACAAAGACCAUCUCUGUCACUCUGUCUUCAGUGAAGUGCAUCCACAACAUAGCAUCGGACUACAGGAUCACUGCAGUACGUGAUUACUGUGAUCAGCUCUUCUACAAACUCAUGCCCCAGGACAGUUCAUUUCAGCAGCAGCUGGAGCUUUACAAGUAUGCAGUAAGAGUGAAGGACCCUGUGCUGCAGGAGAUCUGCCUGCAGUACUUCUCCUGGAACUGUGAGACCUUCAGCCAGACAGUGGCAUGGGAUGAGCUGUCAGUCACGGACUUGGCUGCCCUGCUCCAGCGUUCAGAUCUGGUCAUUGAGAGUGAAUUCACGCUGUUCCAGGCAGUGGAGUCCUGGAUCUCCCGCAGUGGGCAGACUGAUGCCAUUGGCCUGUUGAUGAAGGGCAUCCGCUUCCCAAUGAUGUCUCCCGAGGAGCUCAUCUCCUUGUCUUUCAACUCCAGCCUGUACCAGCAGUUUGAGAGCGUGUUCACGCAGGGGGUGCUGGAAGCUUUUGAGUUCCAUUCGGUCCGUCCACAGGUGCUGAAAUACUUCAAGGAUUUGAACACCCCUGACUUCCAGCCACGCAUCUACACCUCCAAACAAUGGAGCAGGACCCUGGCCAUCCCCGGCCUCAGGGACUCUGCCUACCAGCGCACUGGUCUGUACGGACCCACGCCCUCAUACUACAACAGGCAACAGAAGUAUUAUGGCCACUACAACUCCUACUACUACUCCUCCCCACGCGUCUCCUUUCGGACCAAGCAACACAUGAGCCAGCUGUUCAGCUCCAGCACGCUCCAAUGGACCGCCUACUACCACAGCACAGCACAGCAUUGCCGCAACAGCUACGUGUCAUGUCCGUACGAUACCUACCCUGUGGCAGUGCUGACCACGUACAACACCCCGGAAACCGUCACCUACCGCAACUCUCUGCUACUGCUCUGCAACAAUAGCACCGUCUCCUAUGUGCAGGAGAUGAAGAACUCAACAGCUGUGUUGCCCUCCCACAACAACACUGACUUUUCUCUCUUUGCCUGUGAUGACGGCAUUUCCACCCUCCAGUUUGUCGUCCGGCCCUUUUAUGUUUGACCCAUUCAGAAUUUGACCACCAACUGCCCAGUAGCAACAAUGUAAACCCACAUGUUUCCCCAGUCCUUCUGUCUCUCUGUCCAUUCCCAGUCCCUUGCCCUCUCUCUCCCCACCCCCAGUCCCUCCGGCUCUGUGUCCAUCCCCAGUCCCUUGCCCUCUCUCUCCCCACCCCCAGUCCCUCUGGCUCUGUGUCCAUCCCCAGUCCCUUGCCCUCUCUCUCCCCACCCCCAGUCCUUCUGGCUCUGUGUCCAUCCCCAGUCCCUUGCCCUCUCUCUCCCCACCCCCAGUCCCUCCGGCUCUGUGUCCAUCCCCAGUCCCUUGCCCUCUCUCUCCCCACCCCCAGUCCCUCCGUCUCUGUGUCCAUCCCCAGUCCCUUGCCCUCUCUCUCCCCACCCCCAGUCCCUCCGGCUCUGUGUCCAUCCCCAGUCCCUUGCCCUCUCUCUCCCCACCCCCAGUCCCUCCGGCUCUGUGUCCAUCCCCAGUCCCUUGCCCUCUCUCUCCCCACCCCCAGUCCCUCCGGCUCUGUGUCCAUCCCCAGUCCCUUGCCCUCUCUCUCCCCACCCCCAGUCCCUCCGGCUCUGUGUCCAUUCCCAGUCCCUUGCCCUCUCUCUCCCCACCCCCAGUCCCUUCGGCUCUGUGUCCAUCCCCAGUCCUUUGCCCUCUCUCUCCCCACCCCCAGUCCCUCUGGCUCUGUGUCCAUCCCCAGUCCCUUGCCCUCUCUCUCCCCACCCCCAGUCCUUCUGGCUCUGUGUCCAUCCCCAGUCCCUUGCCCUCUCUCUCCCCACCCCCAGUCCCUCUGGCUCUGUGUCCAUCCCCAGUCCCUUGCCCUCUCUCUCCCCACCCCCAGUCCCUCCGGCUCUGUGUCCAUCCCCAGUCCUUUGCCCUCUCUCUCCCCACCCCCAGUCCUUCUGUUUCUGUGUCCAUCCCCAGUCCCUUGCCCUCUCUCUCCCCACCCCCAGUCCCUCCGGCUCUGUGUCCAUCCCCAGUCCUUUGCCCUCUCUCUCCCCACCCCCAGUCCAUCCAUCUCUUGCCUCAUCCCCAGACUUGCCCUACUGCCUCUCUUCCUACCGCAGACCCUCUUCCUGUCUCCCCUCCGACUCUCUCCCCACCCCUAGUUUAUCCUUUCCUUAGUACUCCACACCAGUCUCUCAGUCUCUCUCCUCACCCCUCACUCUUCAUCCAUUUCUGUCUCAGAGGACAGUCUGGGCCCCAGUGUGCACAGUCGACCAUGGACCUGCAUAAUUUAUCAGUCACUGAAGUGUGACAUGAAAGACAUAGGUCCUCCUGCCCACCACUUCCACGCCCAUCUGCAAUGAUCCCAUUCACCCAUAUUAACGCCGAUCCUAAUUAAUUAUCAAGGCUGUCUAAAUGCCUCUUAAUCUAGGUGACAGCCAUUGCCCUCCUCACCCACAGCCCUGGCAGUGAGUUCCUGAUACAAACCACUCUGCAAAACUCUACCUCUCAGGUCCCCUUUAAAUUUUCUUCAUUGAGGUCAAUGCCGUAUAAAGCCUCAGUAUUAUGUCCCUGCUUUAAUAUUCUAGUUCUCUCAAAAUGAAUGCUAACAUUGCAUUUGCCUUCCUCGCCACUGACUCAACUUGCAAGUUAACCUUCAGGGUGUUCUGCAGAAGGACUCACAGUCCCUUUGCACCUCAAGAGUUUUGAAUUUUCAACCCACUUUGAAAAUAGUCUUCCCAUUUAUUUCUUCUACCAAAAUACAUGACCACACACUUCCCGACACUAUUCCAUCUGCGACUUCUUUGCCCAUUCUCCUAAUCUGUCUAGGUCCCCCUGUGGCUUCCAUGUCUCCUCAACACUACCCGCCCCUCCACC